CAUAUUUCUCCAAACGUCAGCUCGGACUAGAUUUAUGAAAAACUACUCGGUUCAUAAGGUUUUAUAUUGUCAGGCUUGCUCGGUUAAUUUAUAUCAGAUUUUUGGGGUUUUACUUUUCAAACAAAUGUUAAUGAUUCACCAAUAGAAAACACAAAUCUCGUAAGUUGAUAAGAGCUGUAAACCGCUACUGAGUGUGGUUUCUUUGUGGCGACAGUCAGCCAGGGUUCCAUUCAUAGCCAACCAAUCAGAGUGCAGUUUGUAGGGCAACGCGGCCAAUAGCAGGCGCUGUUAUUGUUUAGCUCCGAUGCGUCUACGGAGAGACAGUAGCAAGUGGGCCGCUUUGUUGCUAACACAAUUCAUUCAUGUUUUUGCUUAUUUUAUUAUUAAAUUAAGAUAAAGUUUCGCUCGCCGGAGACGGAUUUUGUUCGAAAUACAGCGCACGGGUUUUUGUUUAGCGGAAAAUUAAGUGAAAGUGGCUCUUUAAUUAGCUAAACGUGUGUUGCUGGGCUUGGGCUACAUUGUUAGCAACUAGGCGCCGUUUGACAACAGCGCUAUUCGGGCACGUUGUCUGUGUUGUUGUCUGAGAGAAGAGCCAGGUACGCUUUCAACAUCCUUAAGCCCAAAAAAAAUCAAAAUCAAACACAAUCUCUAUAAGCCAUGGCUGAAUUCCUUGAAGAUCCGUCGGUCCUCACCAAGGAUAAGCUCAAGAACGAGCUGCUGGCCAACAAUGUGGCUCUGCCGAGCGGGGAGCACAAGAAGGAAGUGUACAUCCAGCUCUACCUCAAGAACCUGACCGCGCUGAACACCAAGAGCAGCCCGCCACCCCCGGACCCCUUCUCCAGCGACGAUGAGCUCCCCACCCCCGUGGUCUCCAACAGAAGCCGCUCUGGGAGAGCCGCAAGGAAGACGGACAGGCCUCGCACUGAGGAGACAGACGUGACCGAAAUUACGGAUGAAGACUUGAGGGAACAGCUGGUAAAGCAUGGCGUUAAUACUGGACCCAUUGUGGCUUCCACUCGUAAAUUGUAUGAGAGGAAAUUGCAGAAGGUUUUGGAUGAGCCCCCAUCUGACAGUCCUACUGUUACAGAGGCUGUCCCAGAGAUCACCGCCCUGGCAGACACUAACCAGAACGGCAACACCCAUACUGACCAGUACAGUGACAAGGAAGACGAGGAGAUGGGUGCUCCUGAGCCUCCGCCUGUUGUAGAGAAAGCCAUAAGGAGCCGCGGCAAAAUCCCCGUCACCACCAGGACCAGCAGCAGAAGGCAGACCAAGGUGGUGGAGGAGACCCUGGCUAGCGGGGACCAGACGCCUACCAAAGGCAGCGAGAGUGUGGUGGAAGAUAUCCUUGCCAAUGAAUUCAGCACGCCCAUGGGCAUCAGCGCCACCUGCAGGCGGCCCAUAAGAGGCGCGGCGGGCCGACCGCCGAAGCCCAGCGAGUACUGGCUGGACGAGUCCCUCCUGAAGCGCAGCGCCCAGAGGGAGAGCCGCCCCUUCAGCUCCGAGUCCCUCUCCAGAGGCUGCGGGGACGCCGCCUCAGAGGGCUCGGGUGGGAAGGCGGCCUGCUGCGGCGGCAGCGGCGGCGGCUUCCUGUGCGGCGUCCUGCGCUCGCUGCUGCGGCUGCUGCUCCUGGCGGCGGUGGCGGGCGCCGUCUGGUACGCCUACACCCACCUGGACGCCAAGCGGGUGGGCACGGAGCUCAGGGGCCUCCUGGACAGCGUGGUCACCCCUCUCCAGGGGGCGGUGGACCACGCUGUGGCCCACCUCGGCCUCGGCGCCGCCAGCACCGCGGACGGAGCCGGCAAGUAAGGACACCAGCACCCCCGCCCAGCCCAGCCCAGCUCCCCUGCCCCCCCCCCCCCCCCCUUCCAUCGCCACGCCCUGUGUCAUUUCCUGCCAUGCGUCGACCGCAGCGCAGCAGUUAACCUGGAUAACCUCAUUUGAUAAAUCGUUAAAUCAAGGACACCGUUUUACGCGGGUGGACUCUUUCUCACGCCGCUAAUUUGUGCAAGCUUUUUAUUUUUUCAUUUCUUUCUCCUGUUAUCUCUUUCAGCUUUUGGUAUUAAAAAAAAUAACAGGAAGGGGGAAAGAACCACAUAUUUUAGGAUGUUUUUAAUCCGUGUGAAUUGUUUGUCUUUGUCUCCAUCUUACCCGUAUGUGUAGAAAUAGGCGGAGAAGGAAAAUGGCAGUUAUUAUUGCAUGUUUGUAUUUUUUCGAGAGGCCAUCGGUCUGUAACGGCCGCGUCGAGGCUUAUUCUUUCUGACUGCGCGACGCCGGACACUGUGGGCAGCACCUGGUGCCCCCCCCCCUAGCCCCCCACCCCCCACCGCCUCCUAUUUUCAAAGCACACCGUGAUGCUACUAACCACAGCGUCUCUACAUGUGUUUUCUAUGUAGACCAUAAUUUGAAUCUACUGUAGUUGUAGAGCUAGAUAGAACGCCUCAUUAUCGCCGCCGGGCGCAGGCCGGCCCCGCUUGACCUGCGCCCGGCGGGGCACGGGAGCAUACUAACCGAUGUACAAGAUGUGAUGUUUUACGUUCGGUGACUAGUCACCGGCAAUGCUCGGCUGAACGCUGGCCUCAAGGCUAGCCUGAUAGAACGAGCAGAAGUAAGGACGCGAGCAUCGGCGCGUAGGGCUCGAGAUUUUACACUGCCAAGAGGCGAUGCCGUCGAAAUCUCGAUUUUGAAUUGAACGCAUACAUUCUAAUAAUGUGCCCAAAUGCCAUUGGUUAAAGGAAACGCGUUUUUGAAUCUGUACCACGCGGCGGUACGUACAGGAUGUGCAGCCCUGCCCGAGUGCCCAUGUGAGUUGACAUGCAUUGGUUUUAGUGCUUUGUUGUGCUUUUUGAAAAGGUUUCUGAUCCUUCAGUCCCAUCGGCAGGACUGGCUGAGCAGUGCACCCACAUAAUCCAUCUCCCUGCCCACAGAGCCACGGAGGAAGCUCCACACGGUGGACUUUCCCUUUCACUCUUGACUAAGGCUGCCUAAUGUAAAUCAGAACAAUUUUAACAAAUUGUCGGCGACACGGGUCCUGGACCCCCACAAAGAGGAGAGCUUGUUUGGGUGCACGGAGGGUGCGUUCCAAAAGAAUAGGUAUCUUUGUUUGUAUUUUCAUAAUUUUCUAAUGCGGUGCGUUGAGACUAUUUUAUAAAAGCCAUGUACUAAGUGAAAGCAGUAUGUACAUGGACCCGGAGAAACACAUUUGAUUUGGUCUUUCAUAUGGCAGCUAAUUGGGAUUAUGUGGGUAAGGAUUUCAAAUCUGUUUUUAUUUAUGAUGAUGUAGAUGGUAUAUCAUGAAAUAAACUUGGUAAUUUAGA
Molecule: messenger RNA, 3317 nt
Organism: Gadus macrocephalus (Pacific cod)
Lineage: Eukaryota; Metazoa; Chordata; Actinopteri; Gadiformes; Gadidae
Gene: tmpob
Product: thymopoietin b
Exons: 6
Coding region: 658-1809 (383 amino acids)
Molecular function (GO): DNA binding
Source: RefSeq, a predicted model, not a curated record